Myotis brandtii (Brandt's bat) is the source of this 2217-nucleotide messenger RNA. It is a transcript of the gene SLC2A2, whose product is annotated as solute carrier family 2 (facilitated glucose transporter), member 2. Bases 102 to 1673 code for a protein of 523 amino acids. The record is from RefSeq and is a predicted model, not a curated record. Gene Ontology annotation, cellular component: membrane; brush border. Gene Ontology annotation, biological process: D-glucose transmembrane transport. Lineage: Eukaryota; Metazoa; Chordata; Mammalia; Chiroptera; Vespertilionidae. The transcript has 11 exons.
UCUUGGAAAGCUGAAAGAAAGACAGAGAGGAGCUGGCCAGCUGCAUGUACCACACUCACUACAGGACCUGGAAUUAAGAGGAAGACUCCCAGGCAAAUAAAAUGACAGAUCAGAUCACCGGGACCUUGGUCUUCACUGUCUUCACUGCCGUGCUGGGUUCCUUCCAGUUUGGAUAUGACAUUGGUGUGAUCAAUGCCCCUCAACAGAUAAUAAUUACCCAUUAUAGACAUGUUUUGGAUGUCCCGCUGGCUGACCGAAAAGCUCUCAGCAGCGAUGCUAUCGCCAGUACAGAGGAAAUGCCCAGAACCCCCAACCUAAUGAAUUCAACGCCAACCCCUCCGCCUGAGGAAGAGUUUGUGGAAGAUUCUGGCCUCAUCACCAUGCUAUGGUCCCUGUCUGUGUCCAGCUUUGCAAUUGGUGGAAUGAUUGCAUCAUUCUUCGGUGGGUGGCUUGGGGACCAGCUUGGAAGAAUCAAAGCCAUGUUGAUAGCAAACAUUCUUUCAUUAGCUGGAGCUCUCUUGAUGGGAUUUUCGAAAAUGGGACCAUCUCACAUUCUUAUCAUUUCAGGAAGAGCUGUAUCAGGACUCUAUGCAGGGCUAAUUUCAGGCCUGGUUCCAAUGUACAUUGGUGAAAUUGCUCCAACCACACUCAGGGGUGCUAUUGGCGCUCUUCACCAGCUGGCCAUUGUCACGGGCAUUCUUAUUAGUCAGAUUGUUGGCCUUGACUUCAUCCUGGGCAAUCGUGAGCUGUGGCACAUCCUGCUUGGUCUAUCUGCUGUGCCAGCUGUCCUACAGUCUCUGCUGCUCUUCUUCUGUCCAGAAAGUCCCAGAUACCUUUACAUCAAGUUGGAUGAGGAAAACAAAGCAAAGAAAAGUUUGAAAAGACUCAGAGGAGGUGUUGAUGUCACCAAAGACAUCGCUGAGAUGAGAAAAGAAAGGUCAGAAGCAUCAAGUGAACAGAAAGUCUCCAUAAUUCAGCUCUUCACCAAUUCCAGCUACCGACAGCCUAUUCUGGUGUCAUUGAUGCUGCACAUGGCUCAGCAGUUUUCUGGAAUCAAUGGGAUAUUUUACUACUCAACCAGCAUUUUCCAGACGGCUGGACUCAGCCAACCUGUUUAUGCAACCAUUGGAGUUGGUGCCAUCAACACAGUUUUCACUGCUCUUUCUGUGUUCCUCGUGGAGAAGGCGGGGCGACGCUCUCUGUUUCUGAUUGGAAUGAGCGGGAUGUUUGUCUGUGCCGUCUUCAUGUCUGUGGGACUCGUACUCCUGAAUAAAUUCGCUUGGAUGAGUUACGUGAGCAUGGUAGCCAUCUUCCUCUUUGUCAGCUUCUUUGAAAUUGGGCCCGGCCCCAUCCCCUGGUUCAUGGUGGCCGAAUUUUUCAGUCAAGGACCACGCCCUGCGGCUUUGGCCAUAGCGGCAUUCAGCAACUGGACCUGCAAUUUCAUCGUCGCCCUGUGCUUCCCAUACAUCGCGGAGUUCUGUGGACCUUACGUGUUUUUCCUCUUCGCGGGAGUGGUCUUGGCCUUCACUCUGUUUACGUAUUUCAAAGUUCCAGAAACCAAAGGGAAGUCCUUUGAGGAAAUUGCGGCAGAAUUCCGAAAGAGGGGUGGGUCAGCCCGCCCACGGAAGGCAGCCACAGAAAUGAAAUUCCUUGGAGCUGCAGAGACUGCGUAGAGACGACCUGCUUUUUUAUGAACAGAAAAAGGAAGGAGCCUGUGUGUUUUUACAUGACAAUUCUUUGAGACUUGUAUAUCUCUAUCUUGAAGUAUUGUUUUAUUUUUUUAAAAGAGCUUUUAUGGGCGCUGAUCAGAAAUGUCAUCUAAUAUUACCAAAGAAAGUAUUUUUUUUUUUUAAGUUACAGAACUAUUUUUGAUAGUAAGACUCUGUAAUUAAGUAAACCGAAAAGUCUAGCUCAUUUCCCUACACUGAAGGGCAAGGACAUUCUAAUGUUCCUAGUUCUAUUCUGUAUAAGGAGGUUCUCCUGAAAUUGAAGCCGUUUCAAUGUAUCAUAUUCUUGCUUCCUUAAGCACGUGACUAGAAACCUGAAGAUACCACAGAUAAUUGCAUAUUUGAACCUGAUUAAGGUGGAAUUUUCUCAUCCACAGACCUCAUACUAAAGGAGAUAUGGCUAGUGGCAGUAAAGUCCUUUGUAAAAUUGAUAACUUUUCCAUUUCUCUCACUCAGUUUUCUUCCUGUGCAUUGGAAUUUACAUUUCAUU